AAUAUUCAUAGCCGUGACUCAAAGCGCCUGACGUAUAUUGAAUAAUCGCGCUGACAUUGUACACACUGACCGAAAAUUAAAAACCGGUUGCUUACGCGGUCAACCACGAACCAAGAUAAUUUAUUAAAUAACACCGUCUGACGACCUACGUGACAUGCAAGUCUUGGGUUUCCAAAAAUAUCUCCAAGACGAAAGUCACUGCCCUUCAUAAGCCUAAAUGACAUAUUCCGGAGCAAAAGUAGUGAAAACCGGAUUCGCAAAGCCUUUGAAACGAUCUGGUUACACAUUAAACAGUAUAAAAUGAACAAUCAAUUUUACUUCAGCAUCAAUCAACCACAGGACUUCAGAGACAAUUGGAAUUAUUAACUCAAAAAUGUUUAUAAAAAUUAUUGCUCUUAUCGCCUUUCUAGGCGCCUGCCAAGCAGCAGAACAUGCUUACUCGUCCCAAAGCAUCAUCCUCCACCAUGAUGACCACCACGACAAUCACCAUGAUGAUCACCAUGAUUAUCACCACGACUACCACCACCAAGGACAUGACGAACACCAUGGUCUAGGCCAUUACCAUGACAACGACGACCACAAAGAACAUCACGGUCACGAGUUGCACCACGAACAUGAGAUUCAUCACGAACAUGAAGUGCACCACGGCCACCACGAGCACAAAGUAGAACACAAGGUUGAACAUAAAGUGGAGCCUAAGAAAGAACACAAAGUCGAACACAAAAAUGAGCAGAAAGUUGAGCACAAAGUCGAGCCUAAGAAAGAGCACAAAGUUGAGCAUUCGGUAGAACACAAAGUAGAACACGUAGUUGAGCAUAAGAUCGAACACAAAGUCGAGCCCAGAAAGGAACACAAAGUUGAGUCCAAGAAAGAACAGAAACCAGAACUCAAGAAGGCCGAGCCUAAGAUUGUGGAGCAUAAACCAGCUAGAAUCAUCCCAGUAGUUGAGAAACAUGUGGAAGCCCACGUCGAAAUAGUCCCUGUCGCAGCUGCCUCGAAAAUUGUUCCCGUAGCGCAUUACGUGCAGAGCGCCCACAAGGAAUCUCAUGACGAACACAAGCACGCUAUCUCUUCGCAACACAUUUCCCGUCACGACGUGCCCGCUCAUCCCCCCAAGGACUUUGACGACCAAUCUGGUCCUGCUAAGUACGAGUUCCAAUACCAGGUAAAGGACCCUCACACCGGUGACCACAAGUACCAGCACGAGCACCGUGAUGGACACAAAGUGAAGGGAGUGUACAGCCUGCACGAAGCUGAUGGCUCCAUCCGUACCGUGGAGUAUGCUGCUGACAAACACGCUGGAUUCUCCGCCGCUGUCAAACAAACUACGAAGCACAUUGAACAUGGGCAUCAUCAUUAAUUUCCUUUAAACAAUGUUACUCUCAGUCCUGUUUCUUAUUUUGUUAAGGGAUCGUUGUAAACACA
This is a messenger RNA of Spodoptera frugiperda (fall armyworm), 1425 nucleotides long. RefSeq names its product histidine-rich glycoprotein-like. The transcript has 4 exons. The record is from RefSeq and is a predicted model, not a curated record. Gene Ontology annotation, cellular component: extracellular matrix. Bases 374 to 1360 code for a protein of 328 amino acids. Lineage: Eukaryota; Metazoa; Arthropoda; Insecta; Lepidoptera; Noctuidae.